This is a messenger RNA of Peromyscus californicus insignis, 798 nucleotides long. Its product is annotated as basigin-like. Gene Ontology annotation, molecular function: cell-cell adhesion mediator activity. Gene Ontology annotation, biological process: homophilic cell-cell adhesion; axon guidance; dendrite self-avoidance. The coding region runs from base 1 to 798 and encodes 265 amino acids. The record is from RefSeq and is a predicted model, not a curated record. The transcript has a single exon. Lineage: Eukaryota; Metazoa; Chordata; Mammalia; Rodentia; Cricetidae. Gene Ontology annotation, cellular component: axon; plasma membrane.
AUGGCGGCGGCGCUGCUGCUGGCUUUGAGCUUUGCGCUCCUGGACCACCAAGGCGCCUGCGCGGCGGCGUGUACCAUCUUAACCUCCAUCAGCGAAGCCGGCUCCAAGACACACUUUACAUGCACUCUGAACAGCAGUGCCGUCGACAUCCUUGGCCACCGCUGGAUGAGAGGUGGCAAGGUACUGCAGGAAGACACGCUACCUGACCUGCAGAUGCAGUACUCGGUGGACACAGAUGAAAGCGCUGGGGAGUAUUCCUGCAUCUUCCUUCCUGAGCCCGUGGGGAGGAGCAGCAUCUUUGUGGAAGGACCACCCCGGAUCAAGGUCGGGAAGAAGUCAGAGCAUUCUAGUGAGGGGGAGAACGCGAGAUUGAUCGGCAAGUCUGACUCAUCCCACCCUCCUGUCAUUCAGUGGACCUGGUUUAAGACCUCUGACUCUGGGGACCAGGUGAUCACCAAUGGCUCUGAGAGCAAGUACCUCGUGAUAUCCACACCGGAGAGAUCUGAGCUGAUCAUCAGAAACCUGGACAUAAAUAGCGACCCUGGCACCUACAUGUGUAACGCCACCAACUCCCAGGGUACUGUCCAGGAGAGGAUGACACUGCGUGUGCAAAGCCGUCUGGCCGCCCUCUGGCCCUUCCUGGGCAUCGUGGCUGAGGUCUUGGUGUUGGUCACUAUCAUCUUCAUUUAUGAGAAGCGACAGAAGCCCGACCAGUCCCUGGACGAGGAUGACCCUGGUGCUGCCCCACUGAAGGGCAGCGGCCAUCACCUGAACGACAAGGACAAGAACGCCACCUGA